AUGUCGUUGCAAAGUCAACAACCUGACGUCAAUACUCUGUUGCACAACAUGCGUGCACAGAUCUUGGCAUUGACCACACAACUUGCUGAGCUGCAGGCGAACCCCGCCGCAGCAACCCCCUCGGUCGGGAAAAAGUUCACAAAGAAAGAAAGAGAAAGAUCACGAUUCGCCAAACGGUGGAUCAAACUCCAGAUUUGGGUCAAGGCAAACUGGGAUGCGUUUGCCAACGACUUCGAGGUAGCUACUGCGGUGCUAUCUCGGCUAAAAGGACCUGUGGCGGGUCAAUACGCCCAAGUUAGAUUACAGGAGUGCUACACCGCGGGUGUGUGGCCUACCUGGGAUGAUCUCAAGAUAGAGAUUGAAAAAUACUUCAAACCACAAGCUGAGCGCAACUGGGCGCAUCAGCAAAUCUGUUCCUCCAAACAAGGAAAUAUGAGGACUGACGACUUUGUAACCCAGUUCCUGGCUCUCUCCAUCCAAGGGGGCUUAGGAAAUGAGCAUGCAGUAGAGCUGCUAGAACAAAAUGUAAACCCUCAUAUUGCAGAACAACUCUAUCUGCAAGAUAUGAGAAGCGACAACCUCUCCCAAGCAGUGGAGGAGGUUCGGAAAAUAGGUAGGGCCAUAGAGCUCUACAAGAUGCACCAAGGUGGCGGGUCCACCACUAAAAAUAACUUUUCCCAGAGGAGCCCUGGGUCAUCAAACCAAAAAUCACAUCAUUCUCAUGGGUUUCAGCCUUUUGGAUUGCAACCAGGUUGGGGUGCACCAAUGGAUAUUGGUGCGGUCCAAGGCAGACAGAAGCACAGAUUCACCUGCUUCAGCUGUGGGCAGGAGGGGCACAUGGCCCAAGAUUGCAUAAACGGAGCGUGGGCCGCUCAACAAAAAAAUAACCAAGGGCGCCAGGCGCGCCAACUAGAAGCGGAGAAACCGGACGAUCAGCUCCAGACUCUGGCCGGUCGUUCAUACGACAAGAUCCGGGCCUUCUUUUACGACCAGCAGGUCGCUGAAAUGAAGACUCAGGGAAAAGAGUUUGGAGCUUAG
Molecule: messenger RNA, 1038 nt
Organism: Serpula lacrymans var. lacrymans S7.9
Lineage: Eukaryota; Fungi; Basidiomycota; Agaricomycetes; Boletales; Serpulaceae
Exons: 2
Coding region: 1-1038 (345 amino acids)
Molecular function (GO): nucleic acid binding; zinc ion binding
Source: RefSeq, a predicted model, not a curated record